AGGAUUCCUUCAUUUAUUCAAUAUGAAGCAUUUUCCAAGAAUCGCUGUUUUCAUUUUGCUGCUGCUUGUUGUUAUUGGGCUUUUACUUUAUAAGGAUUAUGUUCAAAAAAGCUACUCUAGAAAUCUGGAUGGAAAAUGUCACGUGGCUUCUUGGAAUCAGGUUCAUACGGAUUCAGAGUUCCAGUCGUAUAUCGAUAUGUUUUCUCGGUGGCUAUGGAGAAGGUUGAACUUAUCAGUUGAAAACAAUCAAAACUACACCUCAACCUCCAUCCUGGGUGCCUAUGUAUACCCGAAGCUCAUCUCAAUAUCCCUAACUUCACAAUACCUAAGCCAACAGAAAAUUUACUGCCGGUACUACGACUGUAAACGGAGAGAACUCUUGGGAAGUGCAUAUGAGAGUGUAGUCUUUCCCGAAUCAGUGGUCCACUGUCCAAGAAGAGCCGGAGCCGAGUUUGUGUCAGUUUCCAGUGGCUUCAACUCGUCUACACCGGAGCCAGUCAGAUUGAGCUUCAAGGCUUAUGAUGAACCCGUCCACGACUUGUCGGUCUGUGUAGCCCCACUCUACGGGAACGAAUCAAAAUGGCUUCAAAUUGUGGAUUUUGUGGAGCAUAUGAAGCUUGAGGGCGCAACAUAUUUCUACUUUUAUGUCGGAACGAUUAAUGACUACGAUCGGAAAAUGUUGACGGAAUAUGUGAGAACAGGAGAUGUUGAGGUCACAUUUUUACAGGACAAGUUUGAAAGACCAGCUUAUGCAUGGCACCUUUUGAUGAUGCAGGAUUGCCACCUCCGAUCCAAAUAUCACUCAAAAUGGAUCACCUUUUUGGAUCUGGACGAACGAAUCUCGUCUGGAACCGAGUAUAAUAACCUGCUGGAAGUCAUAGAAUCCCAACCCAGAAGCGUAGGGGAGCUUCACGUGAGCGUCUUGAAUAUUCUAAAAUAUGAAGAUACACCUGAAAAGUUCACUUCAAUGGAACAGCUGAAAGAAGAUAUGAUGUUCCGGAAAUGGACGAACACCAUAGAUCCCACGUGGAAUGCAUCAAAGGCUAUUGUUAGACCGGAGCAGAUAGGAAUAAUGUUUAUUCACUAUGCAAUUGCUAAGCAGUUUGGAGUCAACACGGUCAAGCUUAACGCAUCUCAAGCCGCUGUCAGACACUACCGAAAUACCCUACACAGAAUGGAGGCUCCCGAUUGGCAUCCCACGGCUCCAACCAAGUCGCCCACAGUCCAAAGAUGGCCUUUAAAACCUGAAUUUGUGGAAAGCCUGUCAAAUGCAAUAGUUGCAAAAGUUCAACAUGUGUACUGUAAGGUGCCUGUAAAUUGUACGACAAUUGCGAGGUAUUUAUGGGAAUCGAGGCAAUAUCCGAAUCCGUGUAUUUCAAUGUCUCCGAUAUUUUAGUUUUCUUUUUUUCUGAUUUAUAGCUUGUUUAGUACAAAAUAAAUGUGUUUUAUUAAA
Caenorhabditis elegans is the source of this 1453-nucleotide messenger RNA. It is a transcript of the gene gtnt-31, whose product is annotated as Glycosyltransferase family 92 protein. NCBI's taxonomy places the organism in Eukaryota, Metazoa, Nematoda, Chromadorea, Rhabditida, Rhabditidae. The transcript has 8 exons. Bases 23 to 1396 code for a protein of 457 amino acids. Gene Ontology annotation, cellular component: membrane. Gene Ontology annotation, molecular function: glycosyltransferase activity. The record is from RefSeq and is marked reviewed.